GGUCAGCCGACUAGCACUCAUUCCUUUCAGCCAAUCAACUGAACCUGAACGGCGCGUUUCAAUAAUUAAUAUUCAUAAGCCCAUCCCUCACCGUACAAUUUAGACACACCCCCUUAGCCACAAGCAGUCCGUGCGCUUGAUCACGUCUCACAGUAGAUGAAACACCGCAAUAACAUUUUAGAGUGAACUUUCUUUAAAAAAACAAAAACAACAACAACAAAAAACUAUUAUUGAUACCUUUUAUCAAAUAAUGUGCCUGUAUGCUCAUCGGUAUUCAUUUUGCAACAAUUAGGGAUUCAUGCGACUGGCUUUAUUAAAUGGCAUAUAGGACCUGUCAGUUUUUCACAAAAUUAAGAAAAUGAAGCAUGCAAUAAGUAAAUAAAUAAUGAUUCUGUCGUGAUGCCUUAAAUGGAAAGACCAUAUUAAAAUAAUAAAUUACCCAAACUAUCACGCAGUGUAAUCUAGACUACUAUUUAAUUUUUACGACUUUAAUUUUUUUAAACAAUAUAUUGUUUCAUUAACAAUAUGUAGGCUACCCUACUUACAACAAGUGUACAAAAACACGCCAUUGCAUUAAUACCGACAUUACGGAUCGUCUUUUUCCACUACGUCAUCCUCUCUCACGGUUAUCAUGACAACAAGACUCUAAACAUCCGUUCGCGCAUUUUACUUAACAGAAAUGCAAUAGGCUACCAGUUUAUGCCUCUAUUAUUUAUAUUGCCCAGCAGUAACACGUUUAAGAUGUUAGUGUUGUCAAAACUAACAAGUCUCUUUUGUUGUUGUUGCUUUGGCUGUGACUGAAGCAGUCCGGAAUGAAUAGCACUGAAGUCCAUGCAUCAGACUGUACUGAUGCUGAGAAACAGCAUACGAUUACUGACAGCACAAAAAGGAACACGGAGUCUUCGGGCAGACAGCAUGUCAAUGUGUUGUUGGAUCUCAGCGAAGAGGAUUGUUGCAGGGAGCACAGCAUACAUUUGCUUCAGAACCGCACUGGCUGGGAAGACGCUGUUGAAGGUUGGGGGAGAUUUCCUCCUUUUGGUGUAUUUCUUCAACCGCCAAGAAAGGGGAAAAAAAACAAGCAAGACAUCAUAGACUCUCAUUGUCUCCUCUGUGCGGACCUUAAUCUUUCUGAUCUGCCAAUCUACUGCUCUGCUGGAAAUGCAAUGAAAACUUUCAGAAAGACUGCCCCAAACCUUCUAGAUCUUGCAGAGGAAACUGACAGUUCCUCUUCAGAUGAAUUAUACUCUCUCAGCUUAUCUCUGCAAAAUAUGUCAGAACCAUUAAUUAGCAAGUUGCUGUCUGGAGAUGAACAGUAUACACAAAAAUCACCAUCAGUCUUCCAUUACCAUACAGAACCGUGUCAAAUCCUGAAGGAAAAUACAGUUGCUCUUAGCAUCAGAAGCUUUAGUGUGUUGCCGCCUGUCAAAGAGUCCAGAAACCUGAGGAACUACAGUCUUUUUAAAAGAGUGGAGCCAACAGAUUUCCAUCCAGCAGAAGUUGUCACCAAGGCCAUGAUGCCUGAUGCCACUGGAGCUGUCACUGCUGGUGAAAGAUUGAGUGUCGAUGGUGACCCAGGAAAUGUCUUCAAGGCCCUCGCAGACUUUAUUCCAGAAGAGAACGGCUACAGGUUAAAGGGAUCUCCCUGCACAAAGCAUUGGCUGUCCCAGGAAAACAAUCACCUGCCAUCUAUUUUUAACAUAACUUUUCAAAAUAAGAUAUCAAAAUAUGAUUUACCCUCCAGCACUGAGUCAAAUUCAUUACCCCAGGCGUUCUAUGCCCUGGGAAGAAACCUCAGGCAGGAAGAAUUGACAAGGCCUUCUACCAGGAGCAACAUCAGUUAUAGAUUGUAUUCUAGCCACAAAGCAAGAGAUCUGAGAAGACCUGAAGCUCAUCGACUAAUGCUGAUUGGAACGAGAUUUCACAUGCCGAUGUGACUAUUAUUGAUCUUUGAACUCUCUGUACAUUUUUUGCACCAUACUGUUUGGAGUCAAAUAAGCAUUUAGAGACUUAGAACAAAAGCUUCACACUUCAGUUCACUUGAAAAAGUGUGCUACAUGAAGAUGACUACAAAACAUAAAGAGAUAAAGAGAA
Molecule: messenger RNA, 2091 nt
Organism: Onychostoma macrolepis
Lineage: Eukaryota; Metazoa; Chordata; Actinopteri; Cypriniformes; Cyprinidae
Gene: c18h16orf46
Exons: 3
Coding region: 813-1934 (373 amino acids)
Source: RefSeq, a predicted model, not a curated record